Messenger RNA from Menidia menidia (Atlantic silverside), 2479 nucleotides. The record is from the annotation of a GenBank genome assembly. Lineage: Eukaryota; Metazoa; Chordata; Actinopteri; Atheriniformes; Atherinopsidae.
GCACAUCUCUGGUAUCAGGAACUGAGCAGCAAAGUGGAGCCGAGGAGAAAAAGUAGCGGCAUCAAAACAACAGGAAUUGUCUCGGAAUUUGAUGAAUUCUGCCAUGAAGCUGUGAUCACAAAGGCUGAAUAGCGAGCUCGAAGGCCCUUCCAGCCGAUGUAAAAUGAGAUAACUGGCUAUUUCUUGGAUUCGCUUUUCGAAGUUUUCGUGGGAGAAGUUAGCCGCUGGAGGGCUAGACUUCAACGGCUUCUUCUGUCUGACACAGAGCCACGCCACAAAGAGAGAAGACAUGGUGUCCUGGAUUAUUUCGAGAAGCGUUGUGCUGCUGUUCGGGACGCUGUACCCAGCCUAUUACUCCUACAAAGCUGUCAAGACCAAAAAUGUCAAGGAAUAUGUCCGAUGGAUGAUGUACUGGAUUGUGUUUGCCCUGUAUACUGUUGUAGAGACCAUCACUGAUUUAACCCUGGCAUGGUUCCCUCUGUACUAUGAGCUGAAGAUAGCUUUUGUCAUCUGGCUGCUGUCUCCAUACACCAGAGGAGCCAGUCUCAUCUACAGGAAGUGUCUGCACCCUCUGCUGUCGUCUCGAGAACGAGAGAUAGAUGACUACAUUGUGCAGGCCAAAGAGAGGAGCUAUGAGACCAUGGUGAACUUUGGCAAACAGGGGCUGAGCAUCGCUGCCACUGCUGCUGUCACUGCGGCUGUGAAGGGCCAGGGGGCCAUAACAGAAAAGCUGCGCAGCCUGAGCAUGCAUGACCUCACACAGAUAGGCCAGCAGGACGACAGGGGGAACCAGCUGUACCAGUACAGCUCCCAGUCAGCUAACCCGGCCAGCCGGAGGGCUCAGAGCACCGACGCUGCUGACGGAGAAGAGUACCUGUAUGAGCAGGAGGACCGGACAGAUGAUGAGAACGAGCCCAUCUUCUCUGAGGACGAGGCGGUCAGCCAGAAGGGGCUGAGGCGCUCGCAGAGCGUCAAGAUCACCAGAUCCAAAGUCCGCAAAGACGCUCGCUACGGCUCCCUGAAGAUCAAAGGCAAGAAGAGGCCCGCUCUGAGCGCCGCCUCCUACGGGAUGUAGGGGGGAGGCGGGGGGGCCCGGCCCGGACGCCUGUCUGCCUGUGCUCAGCUCCUCUGGUGGGGGGGCUCCCGGUGACCUAUUUAUUACCUGAUUCUUCCAAAGCCAGCAGCGGGGAUCAGGGGGUGUGGGCUUCUUUUGUAUGGAUUAUAUGUGUGGAGUUUUGGUUUUUAAGUAGAAUUUUACAGUGUUAGUCUUUUUGUUCUUAUUUUAGAUCCACGUUUUUGUCGUUUCACACAGCGUAAGUGAAAGCACCUCCUCUCUCUCCUAGUUCUCACUAAACUGAAACUAACAGCCCAGCUACUGGGAGUCCCUUAAACCUGCUUUCUGUCUUAACCCGGGCAGCCGGGGGGGUCCUGUCCAGCUCCAUGUAGCCCCACAGCCUCAGUCCAUGUGGGGCCAGCUCUAAAUGCUGUUACUGGUCCCCUGCCUUAACCCAGUGCUCUCUGAGAGGGGGGCCAGCAAAGAUGUGUGGAUGUUUUUAACAAUGUUUUGAUAGCAGUUGUGCUGGUGCUGCCUUUAAGGAGCUGAUUCCACCUUUAGGGACACACGGAGAGCAGAUUCUGGCACUCCCCAUCAUAGUGCUGACAGUAGGACCUUUUGGACCUGAGCAGAGAUGAGGAUGGGGUCUGAGUGGGGACUUUCACCCACCAGCAGUGAACACUAUUGCUACUUCUUUUCAAAGAGGUGAUAAAGAGAAGGGGGGGCGGGGUAACUAGAGGAAUGGAGGAGGGAGGUCCUACUGGAUCUCAGAGAACGGCUGACUGUGACAGCCUGCUUUCUCUCUUUUUACAGGAUUUGUUGUUUCACUCCGUUUGUAUGAAUGUAUUUUGAUAUGCUUUUGUGUUCUAGACAUAAUUCGCAUCAUUGACAAUUAGAUUCCAGUAUGUCUUUGUGUACGAUCCAAAGUCUUUUAACUAACUGACUUGCACAGAUACCUCUCAAACGUUUUCUAAAUCUGUGCUACAAGAUGUGAGGGGCAGAGCAGAACCUGGGGCGGCGGGAACCGCCUCUGGUGCUGACUAACACGGCCCAGGCCUCCAUAGGACAGCUCAGAGAAGCUUUGCUGUAGGGACACGCCUCUGACUGCUGGCUGAUGAGGAGGAACCCUUAAACGUUAGUGUCUCUUGUCCAGCAUCAUGUCCUGCUCCUGUUGGCCGUGUUUUACACUCCUGAACAUCCUUUUGUUGCUUGCUAAAGUGCAGCAGGAAGCCAAACCUCUUUAUGUCUCGGGGUCCAUUUAUUACUAAAAGCUGGUCAGUAUAACCAAAGUGUUUUGUACUCGCAUGGAGCUCUGUGGUCAUGUUUGUGUGAUCAGUGUUUGGACCAUCUGUCUGCUGAGGUAAACCUACCAUACAAUAAAAAUCUGCCUGAAAAUAAACAUCCAUCCUUUAUCCUAACCUCUUA